UAGGCAACCACUAAACUGCCUUUCCUCAGGAGGGUUAUGAAAGCAAAACUGUGUUGUGUGUAUUAUAUAGGAUUACUUUGGACCUAAAAAAGAAGAUGUGCAUUACCGGUUAUACAUUGGAAUUAUGUAAACUAACUGACAAGUGUGUUAACGUGUUUCAUGUAAACAAAUUUCACUGGAGUUUCUAAUACAGCCAUGGAGAUGUCCACAUCCCUCAAGAUGAGCUCCGUGAUCACCCAGAGUCUCUUCAGCUACGUGGAGGAGGAAAACCUAUCGGCUAUCAAAGCUCAUCUGGACAAAUACAGAGAAGUGGACACCAGAAGUGAUAAUGGUCAGACUCCUCUGAUGGUGGCGUCAGAGCAGGGCAGUCUAGAGAUCGUGCAGGAGCUCAUCAAGAGAGGAGCAAACAUCAACUUGGAUGAUAUUGACUGCUGGACUGCACUGAUUUCAGCUGCUAAGGAGGGACAUGCUGGGGUGGUGAAGGAACUGUUAGAGAACAAUGCUAAUGUCGAGCACAGAGAUAUGGGGGGCUGGAGCGCUCUCAUGUGGGCCGCUUAUAAGGGUCGUGAGGAAGUGGCACGUCUACUGCUGCAGAAAGGAGCAAACCCAAACAUCACUGGACAGUACAGUGUUUACCCAAUCAUCUGGGCAGCAGGAAGAGGUCAUGCAGAGAUAGUCCAGCUGCUGCUUCAGCAUGGAGCCAAAGUCAACUGCUCUGACAAGUAUGGCACCACACCCCUGAUCUGGGCUGCCAGGAAAGGCUAUUAUGACUGUGUGAUGCACCUUCUGGAGAACGGGGCCAAUGUGGACCAGGAAGGAGCGAACUCAAUGACUGCUCUGAUAGUGGCUGUACGUGGUGGUUUCACUGAGGUGGUGAAAGAGCUACUGAAGAGAAAUCCCAACAUGAAUAUGACUGAUAAAGACGGCAACACAGCACUGAUGAUCGCUACCAUAGAAGGCUGGACUGAGAUCGUGCAGGACUUACUGGACGCUGGCACAUAUGUCAACAUCCCUGAUCGGAGUGGUGACACUGUACUUAUCGGUGCUGUCAGAGGAGGCCAGGUGGAGAUUGUCCGAGCUUUGCUUAAUAAAUAUGCUGAUAUUGAUGUCACAGGCCAGGAUGGUAAGACUGCCCUGUACUGGGCUGUAGAGAAAGGAAAUGCAACCAUGGUACGAGACAUUCUGCAAUGCAACCCUGAUACUGAGGCCUACACUAAGGAUGCAGAAACCCCUCUCAUAAAAGCUACUAAGAUGAGAAACAUUGAGAUUGUGGAGCUGCUUCUGGACAAAGGUGCCAAGGUAUCAGCAGUGGACAAGAAAGGAGAUACAGCUUUGCAUAUUGCCAUUCGCGGAAGAAGUCGUAAACUUGCUGAGCUUCUCUUAAGGAACCCUAAAGAUGGCCGCCUGCUCUAUCGACCUAACAAAGAGGGCGAGACUCCUUACAACAUUGACUGCACUCACCAGAAAAGCAUCCUCACCCAGAUAUUUGGAGCCAAGCACCUGUCUCCCUCUGAGUGUGAUGGUGACAUGCUUGGUUAUGACCUGUACAGCAGUGCUCUGGCUGACAUCCUCAGCGAGCCCACCAUGCAGCCGCCCAUCUGUGUGGGGCUCUAUGCCCAGUGGGGCAGUGGCAAGUCCUUCCUGCUGAAGAAACUGGAGGAUGAGAUGAAGACAUUUGCAGGGCAGCAGGUGGAGCCGUUGUUCCAGUUCUCGUGGUUGGUAGUGGUUUUGACUUUGCUGCUGUGUGGAUCUGUGGCUCUGGUCCUGGGCUUCACUGUUGACCCGAAGCUGGCCAUCGCUGUGGCCCUCAGCCUGCUCGCCCUGAUGUACAUCUUCUUUGUUUUGGUGUACUUUGGUGGAAGGAAAGGAGGGGAGGGUUGGAGCUGGGCCUGGGUCCUCAGUACUAGACUGGCCCGUCACAUCGGCUACCUGGAGCUGCUGCUCAAACUCAUGUUCGUCAAUCCCCCUGAGCUUCCAGAACAAACCACCAAAGCCUUGCCCGUCAGGUUUCUGUUCACAGACUAUAACCGUCUGUCAAGUGUGGGAGGGGAGACGUCCAUGGCGGAAAUGAUAGCCACACUGUCCGAUGCUUGUGAGAGAGAAUUCGGCUUCUUAGCCACCAGACUCUUCAGAGUCUUCAAAAAUGAUGAAAAUCAAGGAAAAAAGUGGAAGAAGACGUGCUGUGUGCCUUCCUUUGUGCUCUUUGUGUUGACGACUGGUUGUCUUAUCACUGGCAUAACCCUGCUGGCCAUCUUUAAGGUGGAUGCAGAGAAUUUCACCAUAAACGCUGUUCUGAUCGCUAUGGCCAGUGUGGUGGGUCUGGCUUUGCUGCUGAACUGUCGAACCUGGUGGCAGGUGGCUGACUCUGUGCUGCACUCGCAGAGGAGGAGAUUGCUCAAUGCUGCCAACAGCAUGCACAAGCUCAAGAGUGAGGGAUUCAUGAAGGUUCUGAAGUGUGAAGUGGAGCUCAUGGCAAAAAUGGCCAAAACAAUUGAUGGUUUCACUCAGAAUCAGACCCGACUGGCUGUCAUCAUUGAUGGCCUUGAUUCCUGUGAACAGGACAAAGUACUGCAGAUGCUCGAUACGGUUCGAGUGCUCUUCUCUAAAGGCCCCUUCAUCUCCAUCUUUGCCAGUGACCCUCAUAUCAUUAUCAAAGCCGUAAACCAGAACCUCAACAGUGUUCUACGCGACUCAAACAUUAACGGCCACGACUACAUGCGAAACAUCAUCCACCUGCCGGUGUUCCUCAACAGCCGUGACCUCAGCACUGCCAAGAGACUCUGCAUCACCUCACCGGCCAAUGCAGACCAACUUAACACUGACGCAUGGCAAGACGACAUGGACAGGAUGUUGCCUCAAAACAAUCUUGGAGAGCAGGGCAGUAAAACGGCACUGAACCGCAGGGAAACGUACCGUAGAAGACAGAUGCAGCGUACCGUCACACGGCAGAUGUCCUUUGACCUGACCAAGAUGCUGGUCACCGAGGACUGGUUCAGUGACAUCAGCCCUCAGACUAUGAGGAGACUACUCAACAUUGUCUCCGUCACAGGUCGUCUCCUCCGAGCCAAUCAGAUCAUAUUUAACUGGGAUCGGCUGGCAUCAUGGAUCAACCUGACGGAGGAGUGGCCAUACCGCACAUCCUGGAUCAUCCUCUUCCUAGAGGAGACUGAUGGAGUCUCAGAUCAGGUCACACUGAGGAUCAUCUAUGAGAGGAUCUCUAAAAGCAUCCCGACAACCAAAGAUGUGGAGCCCCUGCUGGAGAUCGAUGGUGAUAUUCGUAGUUUUGAAGUGUUUCUUUCCUCGCACACUCCUGUUCUCACCGCUCGCGAUGUGGAGAUGUUUCUACCCUGCACUGUCAACCUGGAUCCCAAACUAAGGGAGAUCAUUGCAGAUGUGCGAGAUGCACGCGGGCAGAUGCACCUUGGAGGAGUCAGCUAUCCCACAAUGCCCCUGCAAGAUGCUUCGGCCCAGCCGCAGUCUGUGUUUGGGCAGCACACUUUGGACUGCUCUCCCACAGGCUCUUUCCCUGGUUCUUUCCCCUCUGCUGGAGUGCUGACACCUGCCCAGCCACACAGCAGCUACUUCAGUGGGCUUACCGGCCCCCAGCAUCCCUUCUACAACCGGCCUUAUUUCCCUCAUCAUGUUUAUCACCUGCCUCGCCAUUACCCAGACAACCCCCAUCACGCCCCUUCACACCCACCUACUAAACUCCAUAAGGGCCCCAGCAUGGGACUAGGUAUAAUCAGAGAGGACUCCAGUGAGGGUCUUCCCUCUCCUACAUCCACCUCUAUGAUCAAAUCUCAGCCCUUCAGUGUGAAGCAGGUCUCUGGUUCUGGGGUUUCUAGUGGGCCUCAAGUCCUCCUCAGUUCCCUGAGCAUUGAGGGUGUGUGUGAGAAACUCAAACAGAUCCAGGGCCUGGACUCUAGCAUGCUGGAUGAGUACAUCAGCACAAUCAAAAAGGCCAAUGUGAUCGGUCGGGUUCUGUCUCAAUGCAACAUCGAUGAGCUCAAGAAGGAAAUGAACAUGAACUUUGGAGAUUGGCAUCUCUUCAGAGCAAUGGUUUUAGAGCAACGUCAUAUGGAGAACCAGCUGUUGCAUGAUGAAUCUGGAGCAUGCAGUGAGCAGGGUAGCAGCGUGAUGACUCAACAUGAGCCUCAUAGACCUUCUCAAGCACCACAAGACAUCAACCCAGAAAACUUCACGUAUAGCCUCAACCUGAGCUUUGAAGAGCUCAGCAGUGUGGGGCUGGAGGAGUCCGCCAGACAACACAAUGCCCAAUGUCUGGCCAACAAUCACAUGAUGGCCAGUAUUUCCAGCCUGAACUCUCAGGAAUCUUCCAAUGACAUCUGUUUGCUGACUGAUAAACAACAGGCUGAAUAUCGCAACGCCUACCAGGAGUACAUCACCCACAUGGCCCAGCUGGAACUCUCUGUUCCUGGAGGAGAGAGUUCUGCUAAAGCCCCGACCAACCAGUUCCUCCAACCCAAUUCUGAAGACAAGUCUAUGGAGAAUGAGCACAAGGGAUGCAAACCUUUGACAAAAAAAGGCUCUAAACCUGGAGACAGUGUGACCGAUUUCUCCUUAACACCAGAUGGUGGCCUCCUAGAUCCCAUCACGGAGGAGGAUGAGAAGUCGACGGCAGGAUCUGCCAGUAAAAUCCCACUCAGACGCAAACCCAAAGGCCAGGGACCGAGUUACCACAGUGUGCCCAGCGAUGAAGAGGAGACAGGGGACGAGGAGACUGAUGCCACCCCACUGCUGAGGGAGGAAGACUGUGCUACUGAGCAAGAUUUUGGUCUCUUAGCCAAGAGGAAAAGCUUCAUUUCAGACAUUAUGCUGGACAAGAAAUCAUCUGACUCUGAUGUGAGGUCCAGCAGGAGCUCAUCUGAUCGCUCACUACAAGCUGAAGAGAUUGAUCCAGCUCAGGAGAAAGAGGAGAAGUCCAUUGAGAAGAAAAAGGAGGAGACCCAUCUGAUUGAGCUAGUUCUUGAGAGUCCGGUAAAGAAGCGAGUCCUACCACAUAGGAUGAGUAACCUGCAAGAGGAGGCUGUGGCCCGGAUGUCCAUCUGUUCUGAUGCUCCGUCUGAGAGCAGCCUUCUGACCAGCAGCCCAGAGGAGAGCUGGCCUGCUUCAGCUGUGAACAACCUCAACUGCUCACCUGAUAAUGCAACACUCAACAACAUUAACAACAGCAGCCAGCAGUCUGUCCUGCAGCAGGAGAAACCCAUCUCCACUGACUCCCCAUUACUCAUUAUAGGGCCCGGCUCCAGCACCGAGACCACACCGCUGCCCAACCAGAACCUGCGUGGAAUCCACUUGAAGAGAGCAGCAUCGACCGCGGCUGCAAUCGAUGCUUCUGAGGAACGAGAAAGUGUUCUGUAAGAACCAAAUGCAAAGGUAUAGUUCAGCCCAAAAGGAAAAUUCUGUAAUCAUUUACUCACCCUAAUGCUGUUCCAAAACCAUAUGAAUGCCUUUUUAUUUUUUUAUUUUUUUUCUCAGCCUUCACUUUCUUUGCAGGCUAACAUUCUGCCUAAUACCUAUUGCAGUUUGGAACAACAUGAGUGUGAGUAAAUGAUGACAGAAUUGUCAUUUUUGGGUGAACUAUCCCUUUAAAUCAAUGUAAAGCAGUCUAAUGAGUGGCAAACUUGUGCAUUAUAGUUGUGUGGAGAGUCUGCAUUCAUUCAACUUUUUAAAACACUAUUAGAUUCGAAAACUUGGAUUAGAUUCUUUGAAGACUUUACUGAUCAGUUCAAAAUCAUAAUAAAUGUGCUCUUAGUCAGAGCAGUAGUGCAGAAGUAGCAUGUGUGCUCUUGCGAAAUUACAGCUCAUUAGAGUCCAGACUGCGUCAACUCCCGAACAUAUUUUCAGCUCUCCUCACCCUUCAUUUUCCUGUCUAAUAAAACACAUCGGUCCAAGAAAGUGCUCCUAAAUUGACUGGAGUAGGGAAAAAGGAAUAGACAUGUUGUAGCUCUUGUUUGAGUAGUGUUAAAGGGAUAGUUCACCCAAAAAUGAAAAUUCUCUUAUCAUUUACUCACCGUCAUGCUAUCCCAGAUAUGUAUGACUUUCUUUCUUCUGAUGAACACAAACAAAGAUUUUUAGAAGAAUAUUUCAGCUCUGUAGGUCCAUACAAUGUGUGGGCCCCAAAAAGCAUAUAAACGCCACAUAAAAGUAAUCCACACGUCCCAAGUGGUUUAAUCCAUGUCUUCAGAAGCGAUAUGAUAGGUGUGGGUAAGAAACAGAUCAAUAUUUAGGUCCGUUUUUACCAUAUAUUCUCCUCACUACCCAGUAUGUGGCGAUAUGCACAAAGAAUGCAAAUCGCAAAAAAACAAAAGAAGAAUGUGAAAGUGAAAGUGGAGAUUGAUCUUUUUCUCACCCACACUUAUCACAUUGCAUCUGAAGACAUGGAUUAAACCAAUGGAGUCUUAUGGAUUACUUUUAUACUGCUUUUGUCCUUUUGGAGCUUCAACAUUUUCGUCACCAUUCACUUGCAUUGUGUGGACCUAAAAAGCUGAAAUAUUCUUCUAAAAAUCUUUGUUUUUGUUCAGAAGAAAAAGUCAUACAUCACUGGUAUGGCAUGAGAGUGAAUAAAUGAUGAGAGAAUAUGCAUUUUUGGGUGAACUAUCCCUUUAAAAUAUGUCGCAAUGAACAGUUUGUGAAGCCGUUCGUAGUUUCUGAUUUGUUAGAGCAAAUGUUAUUUCAUGCUGCUUUAGCAACAUUAAAGAUGUAGUGUAGUUCCUUAUUAUCAUCAUUUAGUAGAGUGGGGAUUUAACCACACAUAGAGUUGGUGUUUUUGCUGUGAUCGGUAUUAUAAAAGCUGUUACAUAUUUGUAAUUGAAUUGACCGGUUCAUUUUGGUCAUACCUCUAGUUUGUGUUUCAGCUUUAAAGUGUUUGGUUAAAACGAGUGAAUCUGUUUGUGCACAUCACCAUUACAUUAAGAGAAGGGCAAGAAAUAACAGUGGUUUCUGUGAGGCAUAUUUUGCAUGUAUGCCAAGUCAAGUGACAUUUCCUCAAACAGUUUUGUCCUAUUUUCUCGUAGUAGGCUAAUAAAUCUGCUUUCUA
This is a messenger RNA of Xyrauchen texanus (razorback sucker), 7060 nucleotides long. It is a transcript of the gene kidins220a, whose product is annotated as kinase D-interacting substrate 220a. Gene Ontology annotation, molecular function: protein binding. The coding region runs from base 196 to 5382 and encodes 1728 amino acids. The transcript is spliced from 31 exons. The record is from RefSeq and is a predicted model, not a curated record. Lineage: Eukaryota; Metazoa; Chordata; Actinopteri; Cypriniformes; Catostomidae.